This is a messenger RNA of Phyllopteryx taeniolatus (common seadragon), 3057 nucleotides long. RefSeq names its product activating transcription factor 6 (gene atf6). Gene Ontology annotation, cellular component: nucleus. Gene Ontology annotation, biological process: endoplasmic reticulum unfolded protein response; regulation of transcription by RNA polymerase II. NCBI's taxonomy places the organism in Eukaryota, Metazoa, Chordata, Actinopteri, Syngnathiformes, Syngnathidae. The transcript has 16 exons. Gene Ontology annotation, molecular function: RNA polymerase II cis-regulatory region sequence-specific DNA binding; DNA-binding transcription factor activity, RNA polymerase II-specific. The record is from RefSeq and is a predicted model, not a curated record. Bases 113 to 2038 code for a protein of 641 amino acids.
UUCUGCGUCAUCCAUAACACUUUCCUUCCGGUCGGUUUCGUUUGAGGAGCACAGUUUGAUCACACCUCGAUACAAGUUCAGACAUUUAACCUACUAAUGAAUUUGAUGGAAGAUGUCGUCCGACUUAACGUUAGACUUGGAUAACCAUAAACGUUGUUUCAUGAUGAACCCGGAAACCGGCUUCUCCAUCGACCAGGGAGACGAGUGGGACUUCAGUCUUUUUGAUGAACUUGAUUCCCUGGGGGAUGCAGACGAUUUGCUGAAAGCCCUUCAGAACGCGGACUAUACCUGCGGGGCUCCAGAACUUGCCUUUGAUAUUCCCAUACCUGAAUGGACUGAAGGCUACUACACAAACAACGCCUGCACAGAUGGUGAGGUGAGCACGCACUCUCUGUCACCUUCUCACACCGUGAGCUCCGUCCCCUCCCCCACAGCUGCGGAGGCGCUGUCCCCCUACUCCUUACACGAUGAGGCUUUUUCCCCACAGUCUCAGCCUUCCCCAGUGUCUGUCUGCUCCGAGUCCAGUGGGUUUUCUGAAAUCCAUCCCCUGGCGAAGAAAGCGCUGAAGAGGACCAGCCAGACUGCGCGAGCCAAACCAGCACAGUCAAGCAACAGGCGCAUUCAGAUGAGCGCCAAAGUUUCCAUCCAGCCCAAACCGGUGAUUGCAGCUGUGGCCUUGGCUCACGCAGCUGCUCCCCUGCAGCCCAAGACAAUCAUCAUCCAACCCUUACAGACCACCAUGCUGCCUGUGGUCAAAGCUCCGAUCAGUAUCCAGCCAGCGCCCUCUCCAGGCCAGGCCAUUGUGCUGUCGCAACCAAGCCAGUUGCUACACAUCAAUACCCCCCAGACUGUCACUGGCAGCGUGGUCUCCAUGCCAGCACUGGGCCAGGACAGGCCUGUCGUCGCGCCGCCAGUGGUCACGCUUCGAAGCCCUUCUUCGGAUGACGAUACAAAGUUUUCCCAGAGACAGCAGCGCAUGAUAAAGAACCGCGAGUCCGCCUCCCUGUCGCGGAAUAAGAAAAAAGAAUAUCUGCUGUCGCUGGAAGCACGCCUGAAAGUGGCGCUGUCUGAGAACAAGGUGCUCAAAGGCGAGAACGGCAGCCUCAAGAGGCAACUGGAAGGCCUGCGGAGUGAGAAUACUGUGCUUAAGGCAACGGCCCCUAAGAGACGAGCUGUGUGCCUCAUGGUGGUCUUGGUCUUCCUCGUGCUCAGUGUCGGCCCAAUAAGUCAGCUUCAGGGCAACUCGGGUUCUGGGCUGGAGCUUGUGCCCGUGCAACACAGUAGACACCUGUUGGGUUUCUCCCCGGAAACAGACAGCAAGGUCGUGACGGGCACCGAGCCCCUUGGAAAUGGCCGCGUCGAGGUGGCCGACAGUACUGAGGACAAGGCCCUGAUGGUGGUGAAGGAGCUUAACUUCCUCAGGCCACCUCCCCCCUGCCUGCCGCCUGUUAAUAGGACCAAAUGUAUUGAGCUGGCCCAUGAGUUGAGGGGGUGGGUCCACCGUCAUGACGUGCAGCUGACCAAAUCCAGGCGCAUGAGUAACAGCCACCUCAGACCCUCCCGGAACAUUCUGAAAACUGAACAUAAGGAUGCCGAGAGCUCCCAGAUUGUGACUGUUCCAUACGCUAAAACUGCCAAAGAAAAGACCCCUGGCAGCGAGCUACAGGUGUACUACAGACCCCCUCACACGUACAGUGACUUCCUUGCCGAGAUAAACCGACGAGGUGACACGUUCUACGUCGUGUCUUUUCGCAGGGAUCAUCUCCUACUUCCCGCCACCAACCACAAUAAAGGAAGUCGCCCUAAGAUGUCUGUGGUGUUGCCUGCCAUGAACAUAAACGACAGCAUCAUUGGAGACAAGGAGUUCGAGGUGAUGAUGCAGAUCGAUUGCGAAGUGACUGACACCAGGAUCCUCCACAUCCGCUCGUCCACCGUCCCGCCAAUGCUGCGGGUCAACCGCACGCAAACCUUUUAUCAGCGCUCACCGGCUGACACCCAGGCUGCUGCUCCCGUCGACGUGCUUGUGGGGUCUGCCUAGGACAACCUUCGGCAAUUCAAAUUGGUAAAAAAAUUGAAACCGACUAUUUCACAUCAAUCCAGUCACCACAUUCUUUGUCGUGGCCUGAAUUCCGGAAAGUAGUAUCAGCGGUUGGCGCUAGCUCCUGAUGUGGCUGCACUGACUUCCCCAUAUAACCCCAGACGUCCCACGUACAGGUAAUUGCUUAGCAGCAGGGGGCUGAGCAGUGAACCCUGAGUCACCCCAUCACAACACAAAUGCACCAUAGCAGCUCUAUCUUGAAGUCCACUUCUACUUUUUGUUCCUCCUGUCUGGAUCAACUAAGCUAAAGAAUAAUAUUCCAAUUUGCACAUCUUUUUGAAAAGGCAAAAACAGCUGAAUGGGGAUUGAGACGUUGUUACUCAUACAUUAUUUGGAAAUACUACAGGAGAUUCCAUGCAGCUACAAACAGGACGCUCAGGAAGUCAUAUAUCCUCUGAACUCUGACCACCAUGUGUAUGUCCUUGGUGUGUUUUCGGUUUUUCUACUGUAAUGAUGAAGACAUUUUGCUUUCUAUUAUAUAUAUAAUAUUUGAACAGAGAUGUUUUAUAUAUUUAUUUUGAUUGUCAUAACCUUUGACAAAAUGCGUAUUUUCAUGUGUGUCUUUAAGUUGUAUUGUGUAAAAGUGUUGUUUGGGGAUUUUUCAAAUUGCUUUUUGAGUUCAGAAGCCGUCUUUUGGGGGGAAAUGUAAGAAAUGUAAGAAAUAUAUAUAAUGGGUGGGGUAAUAACAGUUUUAGUAGUUUGUAUUGCAGUACAGAUCUUGGAUGUUCAGUUUUGGUUAGAAAUGUCUCAUUAGCAGUUGUUAAAAAAAAUAAAAUAAUUUCAGUCUAUGUGCUGAUGAGUUUAAUGCAUCUCUGUUUUGCUACUUGCCUAUUUUAGCCCGUUUCCUGUGUGUGUUUCAGAAAAACGUUGAUUCCCAUGUCACUGCAAGCCUGUUACAGUUAAGGACAUGGAAGAUGUGUGUUUGUGCAUACACUCAAAUAAACACUGGAUUUUCUGUA